Molecule: messenger RNA, 261 nt
Organism: Echinostoma caproni
Lineage: Eukaryota; Metazoa; Platyhelminthes; Trematoda; Plagiorchiida; Echinostomatidae
Source: the annotation of a GenBank genome assembly
AUGGAACAGCAAACAGAUGAGACGCACGAAGGCACUGAACCACAUGUUGAAUGCGUAUCUGGCAGCUCUGACCAUGCCGAUCAGUCAAAUUCGUCAGGUACUGCACGAACUAGAUCCCAGCGCGUUCGAAGACGGAAAAAGCGCCGACCGGAACUACGCUUCAUUCCGCCCAGCUACCAGUUCAAGGAAGAAAUGCGCCAAAUUCUGUGCAAUGAUUUAGGUAUGGGAGAACACUAUGCCCAACUGGUUCUCACGUUGUAG